Gastrolobium bilobum is the source of this 1412-nucleotide messenger RNA. RefSeq lists its product as uncharacterized. The record is from RefSeq and is a predicted model, not a curated record. The coding region runs from base 446 to 1300 and encodes 284 amino acids. Lineage: Eukaryota; Viridiplantae; Streptophyta; Magnoliopsida; Fabales; Fabaceae. The transcript is spliced from 3 exons.
UAACAUCUCUCUCUUUCUCUCUCUCUCUCUCUCUCUCUCUCUCAAUAUCACCAAGGCACUGACACAUUGCUGCUCCAGCUUUUGCCUUGCCUCCUUCCCUCACAGCCUGUCAUGUCUGAAUUAUUAACCCCAUGAUUAGAGUUUUAAAAUCUGAGCUGUUUCCUUUGUUGUUUCUGAGUAAAGGGUUGAACUGCCAAGAGGCUUGCAACUGUCUAUGAGCUUUUUCUCCAAAUUCCCAAGGUGUUGCACUUCUUGGAUUGAUCCGUCCCCUUUUUUUUUUCAACCAUGAUUCAAGGAGAAACAUGAGAGAAUUGGCCACUUGUUAUAUUAGUAUUGGUUUUCUUAGUAAGGCUAACCUAUGGCUCAAAAUGCUGGCAUGAGGGAGGAAGAUGUUCAAUGAACUUCAUCAGAGAAAGCUGCAAUUUUGGUACAUCUUACAACAGGCAUGGGAACCAAAAUUGACUAUUCCAUGAACCUUCUAGCAUCCUCAGUAGACAGCAACAAGUUCACUGUGGGUGGUGUGAAUGUCUGGGAACAUUAUCAGAACAAAGGACUAACUAACAACCACUGCAGUAUUGGAGUCGAUAAAUUGCAAGAUCCCAUGGAUAGGAUGCAUGACAGAAACAAUUUAGAAUCCAUCAAAAAGACAAUGCAGAUGCAUGAAGACAUCUUCAAAAACCAGGUAAGGGAACUACACCGGGUAUACAGUGUGCAAAAGAUGUUGAUGGAUGAGCUCAAAAAGGAAACCAAACAAAAGAAAUUUUGGACCCCCAUGAACAGCUUAGGUAUAAGUCACCCUCAUUUCAUUCCACAACAACAGCAAACACCACAAAUUCCAUAUGGGCCUGAUUUCCAUGUUCAAAGUUUGAAAGAGGAUAUUCUAUGCUCAAAGGAAAGGAGUGGAAGCUGUUCUGGAGAGACCAUAAAAAAGCAAAGGGGUUUUGACCUUGAAACACAUGGCUGUGAUGAAGGUGAAGCAGGACCUAGCUCCUAUACUGCAUUUCAGAGUUGUAAAAUAAACAGUGAUGGUUUUGAUGAAGACAUGGAAGUGGAUUUGACAUUAAGUAUUGGAGGCAUCCAUGUUAAUAGUAAUAAGAAGAAAAAAUGUUAUCUGCUUCAAUCAGGAUGUUCAGAAUCACCCAAUGAUAAAACUAGGGACCUAAAUUCUUCUGUCUCUUUCCAAUCAGAUAGAGUGGGAGAUUGCAGUGACCCCAACACCCCUAUAAGCAGUUCCAGUGUGACAUUUGAUCAAGAAAGAAAAGGGCCACAUUGGCUUUCUCAAGGUUUAAAGCUUAAAUAGGAGUUUAAUUUGUUUGAUUGUAUCAUUCCUCUCAACUCUACAUGGACCACUGAAUUUAUAUGGUUCACAUGUUCAGAUUCCUAAGUUUUUUACUUUAUCCCAAUAAAUGGAU